This is a messenger RNA of Aspergillus glaucus CBS 516.65, 1030 nucleotides long. Its product is annotated as HAD family hydrolase. The coding region runs from base 137 to 928 and encodes 263 amino acids. The record is from RefSeq and is a predicted model, not a curated record. Lineage: Eukaryota; Fungi; Ascomycota; Eurotiomycetes; Eurotiales; Aspergillaceae. The transcript is spliced from 2 exons.
UGGGUAAACCGAGAGCUCCGCAAAUCACUUCGAUCUCCCUACUUAAACUUGACUACAGGAGCUUAAAUUAUCAAAUUCACUACAUUUUCUACACAAUAGCAAUAUCCCGCAGGCAGAUUUGAACCAAACGCCUACAAUGGCGGAGAACAAGCAACCCGUGGGCCUGCUCUUCGAUAUCGGGGGAGUUUGUGUGGUCUCCCCCUUCCAAGCAAUUCUAGACUACGAACUCGCCCAAAAUAUCCCCCCAGGAUGGGUGAACUUCAGCAUCUCCCGAACGUCGCCCCACGGCAGCUGGCACAAGCUAGAGCGCGGCGAGAUCAAAAUGGACGCCGACUUCUUUGCCAAUUUCAACAAGGACCUACGAAGGCCAGACCUCUGGGAGCAAUUCAGCGCUAGACUACGACAGAACAAGGCACACGGUACUGCCGCUGCUACGUUCCCGCCGAUGCCAGAAGUGGAUGCGGAAUGGCUUUUCUGGGAGAUGAUGCGGAUAUCUCGCACGCCGGAUCCGUACAUGUUUCCGGCGCUGAAGAAGUUGCGGGAGUCGGGGAAGUUUGUUGUUGGGGCUUUGUCUAAUACGGUCAUAUAUCCUGAAGGGCACGCGUAUAAUGAGGAUGCAAUUGGGCUUAGGUCGCAGUUUGAUUUCUUCAUUUCGUCGGCGCAUACGGGGCUCAGAAAGCCAGACCCGAAGAUCUAUGAGGCGGCAUUGAAGGAAAUGGAUGCGUUAGCGAAGAAGAAGGGAAUUCGGGGUGCUGGUGCUUCGGAUGUUGUCUUUUUCGAUGAUAUUGGUGAGAAUCUGAAGGCUGCUAAGAAGGCUGGGAUGCGGACUGUUAAGGUCACGCUUGGGAAGACGCAGGAUGCGGUUAGGGAGUUGGAAAAGAUUACUGGGAUUGACUUGUUGGAGGCUCAGGAUAAAGCGAGGUUGUAGUUUCAUCGAAACUGACCAAUGGCAUUUUAGAUCUAAACAGUAAUAACUAGAGAGGUUGAUAUGGAAUACUUGUGAAUAGAUUAAUUAACCUCUGAAUACCAG